Messenger RNA from Microthlaspi erraticum, 4107 nucleotides. The record is from the annotation of a GenBank genome assembly. NCBI's taxonomy places the organism in Eukaryota, Viridiplantae, Streptophyta, Magnoliopsida, Brassicales, Brassicaceae.
AUGAUUGCAGGACUGCCGAUGUUUGUAGCUCCCUGGUCCCCUGAGUUCACACCGGAGCAGCCUCAGCUCACCUCCGCUGUCGUCCCGGUUGAGCUCCGAGGAGUUCCUUACCUCCUGUUUAAUAAGAAAAGCCUUAGUAGAAUUGCCACUGCUGUCGGAAAACCAGUCUCUCUCGCUCCUGAAACAGAGAGAAAAGAAAACUUCGAGGUAGCUAAGGUAUGGGUUCGGGUUAAUCUCCUUGCAGAAUUGCGUACAAGGAUUGUCACUGGUUUCUCAAAUGGGAGGGAGGUAGAGGUAACCGUUACAUACCCUUGGCUUCCGUCAAAAUGUGGACAUUGCGGAAAGUUUGGGCACGAGAGUAGGCUCUGCAACCAUCAGAGUUUUAAGGUGGCAGCAACUGCUCAGAGAGAUAAGCGCUCCAAGAGUCGUGGACCAAAAACCCAACCUCAGCAAAGACCAGGCAGAUCGCGUUCUCGAUCAAGAAUCACUCGAACUCCCCGAGCUAUACCUGCAGAGGAAGUCUCUGAUAGACUGGAUAUGGGGAAUCAGAAGAAGCAGGAGCAAGAAGAAGUUGCUAGCUCCGUGGCUAUUAAAGAAAGUGAAAGUGGGCCUCAUAUCAGUACAGAACCCUUGGCUGAGGAAGUAAAACCACCUCCGCAGAAAGAAACGAGGCGAGAGAAAGAAGUGAAGUCCUCACAGCUCAUAUCACGAGACUGGGAUUCACGAUCUCCUGCGGUUAUAGUGACUCAUGAGAAUGUUGAUGCUCCGGUCGGACCUGCUUUGCAGAGUAGAGCAGAAAAUGAUGCUCCUUUCUUCCUCAUUUCUAACAGGAAGAGUGGCCGAAAGUGUUUCAAUCUGGCUGACAAGAGACAGUCACUUUGGGAGGAGCUUUCGGUGAUGAAUGCUACAACACCAGUUUCCAGAUCCCCAUGGGCAGUAAUUGGGGACUUCAAUCAAAUUAUGCGAUCCAAUCAACACUCUAAUCACCUUGAGCUGGAGGUGGAUAUCUCGGGCAUGGAAGAUUUUAAUCUCGCUAUACAGGACUGUGAGGUCUUUGAAGCUCAAGCAAAAGGACUACCUUUCUCGUGGUGGAACAAUCAGGAGUCAAACCCCAUCUCAAAAAAGAUAGAUCAUGCAUUGAUAAAUCAGCAUUGGGCUCAUUCUUUUCCUGAAGGCUACGCCGAAUUCCUGGAACCGCAACAAUCAGACCACGCGCCCUGCCUUUUUAGAUUACCUGCUCUUAUUCGGCGACCUCCAAAGCCUUUUAAGUUCUAUCAUCAUAUCAUAGGCCAUCCUCAAUAUGAGGAAACUGUAAGAGAUUCUUGGAACUGCGGGUUAAUUCAAGGAAGUGCUCAAUUUAAAGUUGUCAGAGCUUUCAAGCUGAUGAAGCCUGCUCUAAAGAGGCUUAAUAAGAGAUACUACAGCGGUAUAUCCGAGCGAGUUAAAGAGCAGGCUCAUAAGGUAGAAGAGCUGCAGCGUCUCCUUCUGACUUCGCCAACUAAAGAUCUAGCUAGACUUGAGCACCGUGAAAGAAGCAAAUGGCGUACACUGGUAACAGCGGAGGAGAAAUUCUUUAGACAGCGCUCUAGAGUUCAGUGGCUUCAUCUUGGAGAUAGGAAUACAUCGUUUUUUCACAAAUCGGUGGUUCAAAGAGCAAACAGAAACCACAUCCAUUUCCUCCGCGAUCAUGAAGACAGGUUGCUAGGGUCCACAGAUGAGAUAAAGACUCACUCGGCUGAGUUCUUUAAAGGAAUCUUAGGGAACACAGUUUUGGCCUCUUCCUCGAUCACCGUUGAUCAGCUUCAAAGUCUGCUACCAUUUCGAUGCUCAGACGCUCAGGUUUCGGUGUUACAGAAAGUGGUUUCUGAUGAAGAAAUAAAAGCUACGGUCUUUGCCUUGCCACUGAAUAAGAGUCCAGGGCCAGAUGGCUAUUCGGUGGAAUUUCUAAGAGCUUCUUGGGAAGUAGUAGGAGGAGAUAUUUUGGCAGCAGUACAUGAAUUCUUCCGGAAUGGGAGACUGUUGAAGGACAUCGUUAAUACUGCGAUCACACUCAUUCCCAAGAUGCCAGAGGCUAGCAAACUCGGUGACUAUCGGCCCAUCAGCUGCUGCAACCUGCUGUACAAGAUAAUAUCGAAGAUUAUUGCAAAUAGAAUGAAGCCAAUUCUGUUGGAUUGCAUCAGUCCUAACCAGGCUGCGUUUCUAAAAGGCAGAAGUCUGGGAGAGAACGUGUUGCUGGCUUCUGAGCUUAUAAGGAAUUAUCAAAAGCUCAAUUGCCCAAAGAGCUCAAUGCUAAAAGUGGAUAUCCGCAAAUCCUUUGAUACAGUCUGUUGGGACUUCGUUCUAAAGCUUUUGGAGGCACAAAAUUUCCCGCCACUCUUCAGAUGCUGGAUAAGUGAAUGCAUAUCCUCUCCGAGGUUCUCUGUGGCGAUAAACGGAGAGUUGGCAGGUUUCUUUGCCGGAAAAAAGGGACUGCGCCAAGGAGACUCUAUCUCUCCAUACUUGUUCAUAAUGGUCAUGGAGGUCCUGUCAAAGCUUUUAGAUAAAGCGCAACUUGCUGGAGACUUUGAGCUGCAUCCUAAGUGUAUGGAUCUGAGGAUUACACAUCAUCUCUUUGCUGAUGACUUACUGGUUUUCACUGAUGGCUCAAGUCGUUCCAUCGCUGGUGUAGCUUCAGUCAUGCAAGAAUUCAAGGAGGUAAGUGGUCUAGAGAUGAACCCAGAUAAAUCCGAGAUCUUCUUUGGAGGUUAUAAUGAUGAUGAGACAGUGGCUAUAAGUGGGGCCUCGGGGAUCAAACUAGGAACUUUUCCUACAAGAUAUCUUUGGCUGCCUUUGAACCCGUCGAGGAUAACCUUAGCCACCUUACAGCCGUUCGUAGAGAGGAUAACAGCUAAGCUACACUCCUGGACUGUGAAGCUUCUGUCUUUUGCCGGGAAGGUUAGAAUGAUCGCCUCGGUAAUCUAUGGCAUGGUCAACUUCUGGAGUUCAGUUUUUGCGCUUCCGAAGAGCUUCUACCGCAAGGUUGAUUCACUUUGUGCGGCUUUUCUUUGGAAAAAUAAAACAUCAAACGCCGUUGGAGCUCGGGUUUCGUGGAAAGAUGUAUGUAGACCAAAAGAGGAAGGUGGUAUUGAAAUUAGGUUGUUGGAGGACUUCGAAAGAGUUUUCAGACUGAAGUUGUUAUGGAAUUUCUUUGCAAAUUCAGGUUCCUUGUGGGUUGCUUGGCUGAAGCGAAACAUAUUUCAUCGGCGUGGAUACUGGUUGACAAGUGAUUCAAACUGUUUCUCUGGAUCAGUGAGGAGUAUGAUCCAGCUAAAGGAAUCACUUUCGGAAUUUAUGAGAUGCGAGAUACGGAAUGGCGAAAAGGCAUCAUUCUGGUUUGAUGUCUGGUGUGAUUUGGGACCGUUAAAAGUUUUCCUUGGCGAUCAGCAAGAUCUCCUCAAAUGGAGACUCCAUAUUUUGUUAACCUCCACUACUCCUCCUUCGGCAUCACUUGAUGAAGAUGUCUAUCUCUGGCGAAAAGCUUCAGGAAAUUUUGGUACAAUUUUCUCUUCUAAGGCAACUUGGGAGUUUAUAAGACAACAUUCUCCUACACAGUCUUGGCAUAAGGCUCUCUGGUUCAAGGAAAACAUACCCCGGUGUACCUUCAUCUCUUGGUUAGCUCUCCUAAGACGCUUACCAACCCGUGACAGAUUAAGGAGAUGGGGUAUGAACGUUUCUCCGGAUUGUGUGCUUUGCUCAGCACACUUGGAAACUCACCAUCACUUGUUCUUCGAGUGCUCUUUCUCUGCAAGUUUAUGGCAGCGCUUCGCCUCGGCAAUUUGGAGUAAACCUCCAUCUGAUCUUCACUCAGCAGCAGCAUGGAUCAACCUUCAAAGGUCUGGAAACGCUUCCCAAGAGCAGGUGGUUGCAAAGCUUCUUUUCCAGGCCAUAAUCUAUCUGCUUUGGAAGGAGCGGAAUGCCAGAAUCUUCUCAGGAACCUCCCUAUCAUCAGCCGUUCUCUCAAGGGAUCUGGAUCACCUAAUCAGAGAUCGCCUCUUGUCUUUCCCAGCGACUACUAUCUCUCACCGUUCACUGCUCGAAUUUUGUUUCUCUACUUUCAGGCCACCUUAA